Aspergillus aculeatus ATCC 16872 is the source of this 366-nucleotide messenger RNA. RefSeq lists its product as uncharacterized. The record is from RefSeq and is a predicted model, not a curated record. The transcript has a single exon. The coding region runs from base 1 to 366 and encodes 121 amino acids. NCBI's taxonomy places the organism in Eukaryota, Fungi, Ascomycota, Eurotiomycetes, Eurotiales, Aspergillaceae.
AUGGAGGCUAUCGUGGACUCUAUUCCCGAGCAGUUAUUCCUCGAUCUACGAGUCUCUGCGGUCCGCAACAGAACCGCGCGUAUCAACUUGGUGGAACCAUGGGCUUCCGAGUAUUGCACUGCUGUCUUAGAGAAACGAUAUGGUGAUGCGAUAUUUGCUCGAUACAAUUUAGCUGGACAGGCAGUGAAUGGUGUCUAUACCGAAUGGAACAUUACUGUCUACGAUAUGAUCAUGUCGGAUGCCCAGGAGUACGCACAAGACCAUCCGGAGCUUUACGCCGAUGCCUUACAGCUUUACAACAACACAAAUUCGACCGAUACACGACGCGAUAUUAUUAAAGGACUCGAAAGAAUUACGUUUGAUUAA